AUGUCACAACAACCAUCAGUGGCAGUGGAGACAGAGAAGAAGGAUAAGAAAGUAGUAGAAGAAGAAAAGAAUCUUGUGAAGAAUGAAGGCGGCGGUGAGUUGUUGUUUUGUGGCGCCACUCAUUGGAAUGCCAUAGGCCGUCGUAAAGUGUUAACCGAAGGUGACUUGGUUUCUCCUACACGAAUCCGGUCUCUCGUUGGGAUCGACAUUCGUUACGUUGCUUCGGGUUGUGCAUCUCGUCAUUGUGUGGCAUUGGGUGUGGAUGGACGCUGUUACACUUGGGGACGAAAUGAGAAGGGUCAGCUUGGGCAUGGGGACAAAAUCAUUUACUACAGCCCGACAGUGGUGUCUGCUCUAUCAGAGUAUAAAGUUGUGAAAGCAGCAUGUGGGGGAGGCCAUACUGUUGUAUUAACUGAAGAUGGCAUCUCCUGGUCGUUUGGUUGGAACAAGCACGGACAGCUUGGUACUGGCUCAACAAAAAAUGAGUUUGAGUUAUCUCCAGUACGUUGUCUUGUAUCGAAUGUAAAAGAUGUUGCAUGUGGGACUGACUUUACUGUUUGGUUAACUUCCGUUGAGGGUGCUACUAUUCUAACUGCUGGAUAUCCCCAGUAUGGUCAACUUGGACAUGGAACAAACCAUGAGUACAAUAUGAAGGAAAGCUCUGUGAGGCUUGCUUAUGAGGCUCAACCUAGCCCUCAGGCAAUAGCUUCCCUGUCUGAUGAAACAAUAGUAAAAGUUGCGUGUGGGGCAAAUCAUACAGUUGCAUUAGACUCAAAGGGCUAUGUUUAUACGUGGGGCUUUGGAGGAUACGGAAGGCUUGGGCAUAGAGAGCAAAAGGAUGAAUGGAGUCCUCGCCGUGUUGAUAUUUUCACAAAGCAUAAUGUUCUACCUCCUGGUGCUGUAAUUUCAGCUGGUUCUGUAACCUCUGCCUGUUCUAGGGGUGUCGGGCAGAUGUACAUGUGGGGUAAAAUAAAGAAAGCGGGUGAUAACUGGAUGUAUCCUAAACCUCUCAUGGAUCUCAGUGGCUGGAACGUACGGUGCAUGGAUUCAGGCAAUAUGCAUCAUUUUGUUGGGGCUGAUAGCUCAUGCAUUAGUUGGGGCUCUGCUUUAUCUGGCGAACUUGGAUAUGGGCCUAAUCAGCAGAAAUCUUCUGCUGUACCCAAAACUGUAGACGUUCUUGAGGGCAUGCACGUUAUCAGCGUUGCCUGUGGUUUGGCUCAUUCCUUGGUGGUGGUUGAUAGAUCAAAUGUAGGCGAUCAACUUGAGCAGCUUGCUGUUUAUGAUGACAAAAAUCCUGAAGGAGAUGAAGAACCCGGGAUUAAACCUAAAUCUGCUAGGAAAACAAGCGCAAAAAAUGCUGCAAAAAUGCCUGAAACUUCCAACAAGAGGCCGAGAAUAUCUGAAGAAUCAUCUGAGUUGGAAGUUGAAGAAUACAAUGAUGAAAGUGAAAAUGAUAAUGGCGUAGAGUCAGAUUUUGAAAAAGAACGCGAUGUUCAAAAGAAGGUCAAUUCUGGACGGAAGAAGGCGAGUAGUGGUAAGACUUCUGCGAGAGGUGAAUUGAAGGCGAACUCUGGACGGAAGAAGGCAGGUCAGACUUCUGCAAGAGGUGAAAUGAAGGUGGACUCUGGACGGAAGAAGGCGGGUAGUGGUCAGACUUUUGCAAGAGGCCGUUCUUUAGUUGCUACAAAGGCAGGAGCACCUGCCAAAAGAAGAAGAUAAAAAGGGAAGACAUCUUGACCAAAUGUCCAUUUUUAUGCCUUUCUUGUAACUUUUUAGCAUCAUUGGUCUUGUAUUCCGGCUAUAGGCAUUUGGAAUGUAGAAUGAUUAAUUUAUCUA
Messenger RNA from Erigeron canadensis, 1836 nucleotides. Its product is annotated as protein RCC2 homolog. Lineage: Eukaryota; Viridiplantae; Streptophyta; Magnoliopsida; Asterales; Asteraceae. The transcript is spliced from 16 exons. The record is from RefSeq and is a predicted model, not a curated record. Bases 1 to 1719 code for a protein of 572 amino acids.